This is a messenger RNA of Doryrhamphus excisus (bluestripe pipefish), 488 nucleotides long. It is a transcript of the gene cart4, whose product is annotated as cocaine- and amphetamine-regulated transcript 4. Gene Ontology annotation, biological process: adult feeding behavior; positive regulation of MAPK cascade; cellular response to starvation. The record is from RefSeq and is a predicted model, not a curated record. Gene Ontology annotation, molecular function: neuropeptide hormone activity. NCBI's taxonomy places the organism in Eukaryota, Metazoa, Chordata, Actinopteri, Syngnathiformes, Syngnathidae.
GCUCAUAAAUGCGACGGAGGGGGGACCCGUGCCAGCAGCACUUGAGAGUAGAAGAAGAAGAAGACGCCAAACGAGAAGCACAUCUUGACGUUCUGGUGAUGGAGAGCGUGCGAGCGGUUUUCUUCCUGUCCGUUUGUCUGUCCACGCUGGCGUCUUUCUGUCAGGGUCAAAGGUCGGUCGACGCUCAGGUUCCGGCCGCGCCCGAUGAACCCAUCCUGGGACUGGCCAACGUGGACCUGGCGGAGGCGCUGCAGGCUUUCAUGGACGAGGCUGAAAGUAGAGUUGGCCUCUCGGUGGAAAAGAAGGCCAGCGUCAUCCCUCGGUGUGACGUCGGCGAGCGUUGCGCAAUGAAACACGGACCCCGAAUCGGCCGACUGUGCGACUGUCUGCGAGGGACGGCGUGCAACACCUUCUUCCUGCGCUGCUACUGAAGGCCGGCUAAUGUUCUGUCGACACACCGUGAAUAAAAACAUAUUGCUACACUUUGA